Messenger RNA from Amoebophrya sp. A120, 4636 nucleotides. Lineage: Eukaryota; Dinophyceae; Syndiniales; Amoebophryaceae. The record is from the annotation of a GenBank genome assembly.
GUGGGCGGACAAUUAAAACGCCACGCUUCGUCUGUUGUAGCGGUCGCAGGUAGGUGUUUCGCGGAACAGCACAACAUAAAGAUGGAGUUGCGAGAUGACCUAAUAAACUUGCAUUGCAAAGAGCAAGAACAGACUCGCAGCACCAUGCGGGUGCAUGAAGCCGAUGCGACCUUCGCGACGGUUCUGGGGGACAAACCGCGCACUUGCAGUGUCCGUAUUGGGGACUGGACGGGCUCCACUGGACAUGAAUCACGCAACGGGCUGGAAUCCUCCUCGACCGCAACAUCCUCUUCCUCCAGUGGGACCUCGCGGCCGGGCCGGAAAAUAAGAAGAGAAGCUCUUGCUACUUCACCUUCUGCGAGGACCACAAUUCGAAAGUUCAGGUUGAAGAGAAACAAAAAUCGUGCGGUGAUAGCACCGCGCAAGAAGAUCGAUAACGACGCGGAAAUGAUACCAUUAGUUGCAAAUCAUAAUUCGCGGCCGAAUCGAGGGGCAAAGAAAGGAAAACUUCCAGGACCAAAAGGAACGGAUAGAAAGCAAGAGCACGACACGAUGAUAAUCGAGGGCGACAGCAUGUCCGGAAAAAUAAAAGCGCAGAGAAAGAGCAGACGAGUUGUUCCCAGGCUCGCGGCAGCGUCCUCUUUCGCAGCCGCAUUCUUUGGCUGCCUCGCAGGCGUGGUUGCCCAAAGCAGCGUGACCAUCGUGGCGAACGCCGACAUGGGGACGUGCACUUGUGACAUCACUGCGAACAAAUGCGACCCAUAUUGCUGCUGCGACCCGGAUUGCAGCACCGGCGUACAAAAUUCCGGCUUCAGCAGCGACUGCAUCACCGUCGGAGCGUCAAACGCCCUGGAAUCGCAAUACUCAUGUUCGUAUCAAAUGUAAAAAUGUCUGGGUCUGGAAGAUUCUGAGACUUGUCACGCAGGUUUUGCAUGAGUCUUGAUGCCUGUGAUGCGUGCCCUAGCAUCACAGAUUUUUUGAGGGCUUCUUGAUGCCUAUUCCGCAUUACAAAUGCCCUCGCUGCGUAGCAAAAAUCACACUCCCUUUGCAGCUCAUGCAAUACAGAUUUUUUUGCAAUCCAGGGUAAUUGCUCACCAGUCGGGGUAAUUGCUCACCAGUUCGGGUAAUUGCUCACCAGUCGUUUUGUAUGCCGAGUCAAGAGGUGCAACACGAACAGAUAGGCAUGAAUUUAGCAUCUCCGGCUGGUAGAGCAAUCGGCUACCGAGGUACGUCAGGGGGCGUAGCUACAUCAGUCAAUCAAUCCAAAUGCAGCAUCACAAGUUGCAUUCUUCCAGACCCAGACACUUUUACAUUUGAUAGUUCGUCAAAAAGUUACGUACAGGAGGUGAAUCCAAGGUAAGACUUCCGAGCACAUUCAAAUUAUGUGAGUAGGUAUAGGUUGUCAAUAAGAUUCAUGUGAUGUUUCCGUUUCAGCUGUCGUGGCGCUCGAAGAUCGCAAUUGAUGCAACGGAAGCCAACUGUGCAUGAUGAUGAUACGAUUGAUUUUUAUCCUCACGACUGAUUCUCAGAACGGACGUUUCCGUGCUGCAAGACGACCUGCGCAACCUCCUGUGUGUCCACAUCGACAACUCCGCUGCGGAUGGACGGUAUUUUGAUUCUUCUGCGACGACAGCGUACGCAACCUACACGUCCGAGGUUUCCUCGAGGUCCCUCUCCUCGUAUAUCCAAAGAAAAAAACCCAUCCACAUCCAAUUUGUCAUGCAAAACACGUAUAAAAUCAUGUGUUUGUCAUGCAAAAAAUGGAUGUGGAUGGGUUUUUUUCUGUGCUGGAUAUCGUAUCCCGUUCUCUCCCUGGAGCAUGUCGACGCGUCCACGGCGAGUUCUGGGUACACCGUUGGACAUCUGGUCAAAAUGCAACAGGCUUGGACGACCGCAAAUGUGGUGGCACCGCUUACAACCACGGGUGCGCUGGAGAGCGCGGCGGGGACGUACGUGCAAAAAUCUCGGGAAUGGAAGGUACUAGCGGAAUAGUGAAUUAAUUAUGGGGAAGUUGUUGUGGGAGAACAAGUAGAUGCUUGUAUACAAUCGGCGACGAGAACAGACGCAAUAGAUGCCUUGCUGCUCGUUCCGUAACAUUCAGAUGAAAAAUCAAUCAGGUUCCCCUUCCAGAUGCGAGCGGGCGCUGCAGCGACCAGCCCGUGCCUUUUAUGUUUGACAUUGCGAGUACGUCGUGUCAAAUGGAAUCGGUAGUGUUGAGCACGGCCUGUACCACGACGCUGAACGCACAGCAGCUUUCGACGUACCAAGUGCAGGGCCACAAUUUGUACGCCGCGGGCAGUGACACGGUCGCUACUUGCGCGGCGGCUGAUUGCGUCUCCCCGUUAGUGCAGAUCAGUGGGUGCGCAACUACUUCUGCCACCAGCACUGACACUUUCACGAAGCCAACGUUUGCUGGGUCAACAUUGUCUUCGGUUACAGCGGGCACAGCUUGUACUGCAACGGCGGAGGAACUGAAGAAGGGCAAGGCGUCGGUACUGAGUCUGAGUCACCAAGCAACUAUAACUUGUUUUUCUGACAAAAUCUCUAGGCGCGAUUAAGUUCAUUUUUUUUACGUUAUCUACUUCAAUAUCAAUACGAUGAAAAAAAAACAACAUGAUCCAUUAACCCAGACCUAUACCGCCGGUACGUCGACGUGUUCCAAUGCAGUUAUAGGCGCACACUACACCGUUACCUACACUUCGUCGACGAAGAAUGACAUCACCAGUGUAGUGGUCCAGUAUGAGUAUGCCGACAUUGUCGCAACAUCCACGGUAAGAUAGAAGUAGAGCAUAUUGCGCAUUCUUGCUUUGCCUUCAGUUUUCAACUUGUAAGCUAUCAAUGGGCCGCCGCUGUACGCCUACUGAUCUAAUGUUCGCAAUACCAACAAUUUUGAAGACAAGUACUUAGGCAAUCGUCGUAUCUAGCUGAUUACGGAAGUAUUUCCCGUGCAGAAAAACGUGAUGUAAAAGAUGAAUCUUAAAUUUUCCACCUCCAGGACAUCACUUUCACGACUUCGGUGAGCUUCGUUUAUAACUCGGGGACAGCCAGCGUUGCGAGAAGUGGGAAUCCGGGCUACCUGUUCGGUAAGCCGUUGCUGCUCGAAAAGUGUGGCCAGUCGACCUCCAGUGGCUGCACCAGUUUCGUCACGACUGCGGCGCACGGGCUGCCCGGCGUGUCGCUUGGAGAGUGCGAGUAUGCCAGUUCAUCGAACACCGUUAAAUUCCAGGUCGAGCAAAUUCCCGUAAACUUCGGUGAAGACACGGUCGCCGGGUGCAGUUUGUCCUUCACCGCUGCGGAACUUGCGACCUUUUGCGCAGCUUCAGGUACUGAAGAUCGUGAGGUUCUUUUUCAUCUUUGGUCGUACCCUACGUGGUCGUUUGCUUAGAAUAGAAUUUUGUUGCAGUCGCACACCUCUUACUUCGAAGAUUACCGUACUUUGAACUUCAUCUUAUCACUUCAGCAAACGAGAUCGUGAUGCUCCAACCCGUGCCCACGACCGGCACCGGCACUUCGCAAAAGUCGUACAAUUACGGUUUCUCGCACGUCGGCGCCUGGGGGAGCUCGGACCGCAGCAACAUGGCCGACUACGUAGAAAUCCAGGCCUCUACUGCGGACACCACGAAGACCACGACCGACCCGUGUGAGAAACUGCAAACGCAAACGUACGAGUUUGCAUACGCACCGUUCGGAGAGCAAACCAAUCCGCAGUACAAGAUCACGGGCGCAUGGGCAAAGCGAACUUACGUAUAAAUAAAAUUUAUCUACUGCAACUUCGCGAGUUCCUUCCCUCGUCCUUUUUUUUUUCGCAAUACACUUUUUGUUUGUGCUCGUGGUACUUUCGAUUCUCAUGCACUAGUUGAGGUUCUACUUCUUCGUUGAUUGAGUCAACAUUCUUGUCAUUGCAGGCAACCUUGAAGCAUACGCUGUCGGAUCCGAGCAAGAAGCAGAGCUUUCCUUUCUUCGUGAACAUUCAAUUUGUGAAGCAGGCCGACACCGCAGAGCUGGAGCUGAACAUACCGCCGCGGCCGGAUCUCCCGGUCUACUUGCCGUCCGAUGUCUUCUACCCGUUGACACUGUUCGACUAACGCAGUGAAGAGUCUUGAUGGGAGAUGAAGCAGAAGCAAGACAGAAACCACUGCUUGCGCGUACAUAACUGAGAUUCAUACUAAGUAGUAAAGAAAUUACUAUCGCCUGUACAGUAUCCGCUCGCCUUGCUGAUCCUUAUGUCACAUGUUCAUGUUGGGUUUGCAUUUUUACGUUGAUACUAUCUCUUCCUUCAAAGCAGCCCCGGUUGCUCGGGUGUCAAUAGAUUAGCAGAAUAAUUCUAUAAACAAGUUUUGCAAGUAGAAUCGUGCCAGCGUCGGCCCACAUUGCGGCCAUGCAUGUAAAAAAAAAAAUGAGUUGGCCUAAGCUGCGCUAGCUGCACCUGCAAAUUAUCUUGAUUACUUUGCGAAAAAGAACUUGCACCACGCCGGGAUAAACGAAACAGGCAUUUCUUGCUCACGAAACAACUAAAUGCACUUCUGAUAUGACAGAGGGUCCAUCUUGACUAAGAGCAAGAAAGAAAAAAAUCCAGAUUCGGUGCUCCGAGGUACCGGUGCAGGUGCUCUAAAUGUAACCUUUACCCUCCGCGCCC